This is a messenger RNA of [Candida] anglica, 406 nucleotides long. The record is from the annotation of a GenBank genome assembly. NCBI's taxonomy places the organism in Eukaryota, Fungi, Ascomycota, Pichiomycetes, Serinales, Debaryomycetaceae.
AUGGACGCCUCAUUGGGCGCUUACAAAGAUACCUACAGAUCAAAUUGGAUCGUGUGUACUCUACCCUGGCAGCCCGACGUCCUGUCCCGAACUAAAUAUGUACCUUAUAACAGUACGCCAUACUUCCAAGUUCAUCAAACGGCGAAUGAAAGCAUGAGAUAAUUGCAGAGUUCCCAGAAGGUUACUAUAUCUCACAAGUGCAGGUCGAUAUAAGUCAGCUAACCAUAAUAAAUUCUCGUACCAAUAGGAUUAAGGAACCACAACAAACAAGAACCAACAACAAAGGUCACAAAAGUGAGAGGGAUCCACAAAAUAAUAAGACCAAUAACCAACGACUAACAACAACCAACAACAAAGGUCAACAUAAGUGAGAGGGAUCCACAACGAACAAUAAUGAUAACCAAUG